AUGAGUGGAAAUCGGUUAUAUCGGGUGCUUAGGGACGACGAAUACCCUUCACAGAAUGGUAUUUCAGCCAAAGAUCCGUCCGCUCAAAAGGACUUAGAGGAACACGUGGAUGGAGGAAGUUACUCGAUGUCCCAGUUCAUAUCGUGUUCUAACUCUCUGUCGGCGGCAAAGUUGUUUGGAUCCAAAAAAUACGGUGGUGGACCUUAUCGCAUCGCUGUUCUUGAUAGGGAUGCGAUUGCGAACGAUAGGAGGAUACAAGUGUUUGAUAUAUCUAAUGGUGGAGGUUUCUCUACGGAAAGAGCAAUAAAUUUCGCCAGAAAAUUCCAAGAAGUUGUCCUGGUGGGAUACAUACCGAAAAAAUACGUUUUGGAAGUUAAAUAA
Molecule: messenger RNA, 381 nt
Organism: Mya arenaria
Lineage: Eukaryota; Metazoa; Mollusca; Bivalvia; Myida; Myidae
Exons: 1
Coding region: 1-381 (126 amino acids)
Source: RefSeq, a predicted model, not a curated record